GAAAUAACGACCCCUGCAGUUGCAUUGCGGAAAAUCGCGGCGGCGGCGGCGGCCGCGGCGGUAGUCGCGGACGAUGGAAGCGAGGCAACUGGAGGUUCCGGGGAGCCCAGGAAAAUAGCAGAGGAACAGAAAGCGCGCACGCGACGCGGGAGCCCAUAGGCUCCCGAUGCUCCCGGUACCUGGCUCCCCACGGUUCCCGUUCCGGGCCUUGGACGUGCCUCCCGACCCGGGCUCCGAGGCUGCAGGCUGCGCGCGGACUUGGGCAGCCGGGAGGGUCGGCGGAGGCAGCUGGCGGCCAGCAGUUUCGGGCAAUAAUCCCUGCCUCUCUUUCUGUCUCUCUGUAUGCUGUGUCUGCUCCUCCCCCCGGCCCCCGGAAGCAGGAGGAGAACGGCCCCGGAGCGGAGCAGCCACCCUCUGACCAUGCCCCGGUGAGGCGGGCGGACUUCGAGGGCAACUCGUCGCGGACUGCCUGGGCUUAGCCAGCAAGCUGCGAGCUGCCAGGGGCCCGGAACUGCGCGGCAAGGCCCGGCGGGGGGCUAUCGUCUAUGACUUCUUGGGGCGCCAGGAGGAUCGGGGUCUCGUUUUUGCAGGAAGAGCCCAGCGCUGGUGGCUUCAGGUGGCUGCCGCCGCCGCUGCUAGUGCUGUUUCUGCCGCUUGUGCAAGGAGUAGAGACCGACGAGCAGGGAGACUUCCCGGGAAGCGAGGCAUCGGACAUGUGUCAGCACAUCUGGGGCACACAUCCGUCAAGCCCGAGGGGAGAUUUGCUGGAACAGUUCAAACUGCGAUAUUGAUCUUGGGGGUCCCUGGCUGGCAGUCGGGUGGGAGUGUGAGUGUGCGCUCGCUAGGAAGUGUGUGCGUGUGUGCAUGUGUGUGUGUGUGUGUGUGUGUGUGUGUGUGUGUGUGUGUGUGCCCUGUGGGGAUUCCCCCUUUCCCCCCUGUUUUCCCGUCGAGUGAUGCACUUGGAAUGAGAAUCAGAGGAUGGAAAUAGUCUGGGAGGUGCUUUUUCUUCUUCAAGCCAAUUUCAUCGUCUGCAUAUCAGCUCAACAGAAUUCACCAAAAAUCCAUGAAGGCUGGUGGGCAUACAAGGAGGUGGUCCAGGGAAGCUUUGUCCCAGUUCCUUCUUUCUGGGGAUUGGUGAACUCAGCUUGGAAUCUUUGCUCUGUGGGGAAACGACAGUCGCCAGUCAAUAUAGAGACUAGUCACAUGAUCUUCGACCCCUUUCUGACGCCCCUUCGCAUCAACACUGGGGGCAGGAAGGUCAGUGGGACCAUGUACAACACUGGAAGACAUGUGUCCCUGCGCCUGGACAAGGAGCACUUGGUCAACGUAUCAGGAGGGCCCAUGACAUACAGUCACCGGCUGGAGGAGGUCCGGCUACACUUUGGGAGUGAAGAUAGCCAAGGUUCAGAGCACCUCCUCAACGGACAAGCCUUCUCUGGGGAGGUGCAGCUCAUCCACUAUAACCAUGAGUUAUAUACCAAUGUCACAGAAGCUGCAAAGAGUCCAAAUGGAUUGGUGGUAGUUUCUAUAUUUAUAAAAGUUUCUGAUUCAUCAAACCCAUUUCUUAAUCGGAUGCUCAACAGAGAUACUAUCACAAGAAUAACAUAUAAAAAUGAUGCAUAUUUACUACAGGGACUUAAUAUAGAGGAACUAUAUCCAGAGACCUCUAGUUUCAUUACUUAUGAUGGGUCAAUGACUAUUCCACCCUGCUAUGAGACGGCAAGCUGGAUAAUAAUGAACAAACCUGUCUAUAUAACCAGGAUGCAGAUGCAUUCCUUACGCUUGCUCAGCCAGAAUCAACCAUCUCAGAUCUUUCUGAGCAUGAGUGACAACUUCAGGCCCGUCCAGCCACUCAACAACCGCUGCAUCCGCACCAACAUCAACUUCAGUUUACAGGGGAAGGACUGUCCAAACAACCGGGCCCAGAAGCUUCAGUAUAGAGUAAAUGAAUGGCUCCUCAAAUAGGAAAGUAAGCCAAGAAGAAUCCCACCUCAGUGAAAUGCUACAACUAUGAAUUGAUGUAACCUAAACUGUGCCCCUUCUUUCUUCUCUUUCCUUCCCUCCCUCAAGCCUCAUUCACUCUUUGGAUUGGCCCUUUCUUCAUGAAAAUUGUCUGCAAAACUUUGGCAGAGGAAUACAUCUCUUACACACACUCACAAAUACACACACAAGCACUCACACACACAUACACACUCAUGCAAAUAUAUCUACACACAUACAC
This is a messenger RNA of Balaenoptera musculus (blue whale), 2221 nucleotides long. It is a transcript of the gene CA10, whose product is annotated as carbonic anhydrase 10. Gene Ontology annotation, molecular function: zinc ion binding; carbonate dehydratase activity. The record is from RefSeq and is a predicted model, not a curated record. The coding region runs from base 979 to 1965 and encodes 328 amino acids. Lineage: Eukaryota; Metazoa; Chordata; Mammalia; Artiodactyla; Balaenopteridae. The transcript has 9 exons.